AUGGUAUCGGUGGUCAGGGACAGUGACAGUGAUGGCUUCACGUCCGUGACAGUGUCCGGCAGUGAGGAUGCCAUGGCAAAGGCAGAGGAGAUGAUCAACGAUCUGACCACAGACAGAGGACCACCUCGCCAUGGGGGACAGAGAUUUGGAGACCAGGAGCCAAGUGGGGAGGCACCGAGGCAGCAAAUCAACUGGGGAAUGAUCCUGAAGGACAAGGAGGAGAAUGAUAGAAAGAAAUUUGCAGCUCUCCCUCCUAUCAAGAAGAAUUUCUACAUAGAGAGUCCCGAGGUAGCCAACAUGCAUCCCAGUGAAGUGGAGAUGAUCAGGGAGAACAAUUUUAAUAUCACUGUCACUAACCUGUCAAAAACAUCGAAGAGUGUGCCAAUCCUGUCACCCACAUUUGAGCAGGCCUUUGAGCAUUAUCCGGAGAUUCUGGACACUAUCUACAAUCAAAACUUUGGCCAGCCCACUCCCAUACAGUGCCAGGCCUGGCCAGUACUGCUACAGGGUCUGGAUCUGAUAGGGAUUGCUCAGACUGGGACUGGUAAAACGUUGGCCUUCCUUCUGCCGGCUUUCAUCCACAUUGAUGGACAGCCUGUCCCCCGAGAAGAGCGCAAAGGCCCCAACGUGCUGGUGCUGUCCCCCACCCGUGAAUUGGCACUUCAAAUAGAGGAGGAGGUGAAAAAGUUCUCAUACAAGGGAAUACGCAGCAUAUGUGUAUACGGGGGUGGCAACCGGAGAGAGCAAAUCAAAGUGUGCACUGCUGGGGUAGAGAUUAUCGUAGCAACCCCCGGGCGACUAAAUGACCUUGUUAUGAACGGAAUAGUCAAUGUGACCUCAGUAACUUACCUGGUGCUGGACGAAGCUGACCGCAUGCUGGACAUGGGAUUUGAGCCUGAGAUAAAAAAGAUUCUGCUGGACAUACGGCCGGACAGGCAGACUGUCAUGACCAGUGCCACAUGGCCCUUAGAUGUUCAGCGUAUUGGUCAGUCCUAUCUGACUAACCCCAUCCAGGUGUUUGUGGGAUCCCUGGAUCUCGCUGCUGUUCACACUGUAACACAGAGGGUUGAGAUAGUGGCGGAUGAAGAAAAGAAAGAGCGCGUGAUGUACUUCAUUAACAAUGAGAUGGGCCCAGACGAUAAAGUGAUCAUCUUCGUUGGCAAGAAAGUCACGGCGGAUGAUCUCUCCAGUGAUUUCACUCUCAAUGGAAUUAACUGCCAGUGUAUCCAUGGAGACAGAGAACAGAUUGAUAGAGAGCAAGCAUUGGAUGACAUUAAGACGGGUGAGACCCGUGUGCUGGUGGCCACUGAUGUUGCAUCUCGAGGGCUGGACGUAAAAGAUCUCACGUAUGUUAUCAACUAUGACAUGCCCAGGAACAUUGAGGAGUAUGUACACAGAGUUGGGCGAACUGGGAGAGCAGGACGCACGGGUACCUCCCUGUCUCUGUUGACACGUGGAGACUGGUCCAAGGCUAGAGAUCUUAUCAAGAUUAUGGUGGAAGCACAACAGGAAGUUCCUCAGGAGCUAGAGGAGAUGGCUGAACGUUACCAGCAAAUGAGGGAGAAGAGGGACGCUGAGGGAGGGGGAGGGGGAAGGGGCGGGAGAUUUGGGGGGCGUGGGGGUGGGAGAGACUUUGGUGGGGGAUAUGGGGGCGGUGGCAGCUUUGGAGGGGGUGGGAGGCGUAGGAGAGAUGAGGGUGGCAUUCGAAUGAGCUUCGGCAUUCCUUAA
This is a messenger RNA of Dreissena polymorpha, 1728 nucleotides long. RefSeq names its product probable ATP-dependent RNA helicase DDX43. Gene Ontology annotation, molecular function: RNA binding; RNA helicase activity; ATP binding. NCBI's taxonomy places the organism in Eukaryota, Metazoa, Mollusca, Bivalvia, Myida, Dreissenidae. The coding region runs from base 1 to 1728 and encodes 575 amino acids. The record is from RefSeq and is a predicted model, not a curated record. The transcript has 18 exons.